Messenger RNA from Notodromas monacha, 1569 nucleotides. NCBI's taxonomy places the organism in Eukaryota, Metazoa, Arthropoda, Ostracoda, Podocopida, Cyprididae. The record is from the annotation of a GenBank genome assembly.
AUGCAGGAUGGCACACGGAGAACCAAGGCGGCGGCGGUGGCGGCGGCAGAGGCGCCGGAGGCAGCGAACGACGACGAGUCCCCCGCGGCGGCGGUCUCGGUCGCCGAACUGGACUUUGACAAACAGCAAAGGCGGCUGAAAACACCCUGGGGCUAUACGAAGUAUGAUCACACUGACUAUGACCGUACACUCGUGACUGACCUUGAUGUAGUUUGUGACAACGAAUGGUUGGUGACGACUGCCAGCACAUUUUUCUAUGUCGGAAGCCUGAUCGGAAAUCUGAUCUUCGGUAGAAUCGCGGACAGAAUGGGCAGAAGAACCGCGUUCUUCAUCAUCAUUGGUUGCCAAGUAACCCUUUCAACCCUCACGGCAUUUUCUUCGUCGUACGCCAUGUACACAGUGUUGAGAACUCUGGUUGGGCUGACUUUUCCUGCUGAUUUCCAGAUCCCUUUCAUCCUGGCGAUGGAGAUGAUGGGGCCCUCAGCAAGGACUUAUGCAGGGAUGGUCAUUUGCAUUUUCUUUGCAGCAGCCAUGGCCAUUUUGGCAGUGCUGUCUUAUCUUCUAAGAGACUGGUUCAAACUCACUCUGAUCACGUCUGCCCCAUUUUUUAUCCUGUUUGCGUAUUGGUGGAUUAUCCCCGAAAGCCCCAGGUGGCUUUUGACUCAGAACAGGAUUGAAGAGGCUGAAGAGAUCGUGCAAAAAAUGGCAAAGGUCAACAAGGUUCCCAUUCCUCCUGGAUACCUCAAGUCCAUGGUUUCCGUGCACAGCAACCACCACAACGCAUUGAAUUCGGCUGAGGAAUCCAGUGGCUCACCAACAUUAUCCAAAAAUACCAGGACACUGAAGACCACAAUUCCAAAUGACAGUCCAGUAGCUUUGAUCAGAGGUUACCCAAACAUCAGGAAGAAGUUUGUCAUCAUCAUGGUUGCCUGGUUAUCAAAUGCAGUGGUUUACAAUGGACUCUCAUACAACUCGAGCAACUUGGGAGUGUCUCCUGCUUUGGCCUUCUUCAUUGGAGCCACUGUGGAGAUACCAUCAUACAUUGUGCAUUGGUAUGCCAUGGACUCCUUUGGCAGAAGAUGGGUUCUGUCAAUCACAAUGAUCCUUGGAGGGAUAUCCUGCCUGCUUUGCAUGUUUGUUCCAGAAGCAAAUGUUUGGACAGUGGUUUCACUAGCCAUGAUCACCAAAUUCUGCAUUGCUGGCUCAUUUGCAGUAAUUUAUGUGUUUGCUGGAGAACUGCUGCCAACUGUUAAUCGUCAUCACAGAGUUUUGCCAUUGCUUGUCUUUGGCGCGUUGAGUUUGGUUGGAGGAAUAUUGGCCAUUUUUCUCCCUGAAACCCUAAAUGCCCACCUGCCUCAAACCCUUGAAGAGGGAGAAGAAUUUGGCAAGAAGUUCAAAAUGUGGUCCUUGCCAUCCAGGCUGAGCGUGAGGCACAACAAGCGCACUUUAUCUCAUCCAGAAGUGCAUUUCAAGUUUCUUGAGACCCAUCAUCAAGACAUUUCUCAAGGAUCUGCCUCUGGACUGUCUUUGCCUUUGUGCAAUUCGAACCUGGAGGAUUCUGUUCUUUGA